GAGCGUUAAUCAAAUAAAUAUUUAGGCGCCAUUGUGGGUCCAAAUGUGCUUGUGUUUGAAGGCUUUCUUCAUCGUCGUUCAUAUUUUCUCUCACUCUAACUGCUAUAUACAGCGAGGUUUGGAAGAUCCAUACGCUGAAACACCUAAAUGUGAACCUAUACGUAUAAAGGCUUGCCAGGAUCUACCAUACAACAUCACUAUAUUCCCAAAUGAUAUGGGGCACGCUACUCAAGAUGAUGCCGCCCAGGAAAUCGGUCAAUAUACACCAUUAGUUCGAACUACUUGCAGUUCUUCCUUAAAAUUGUUUUUGUGCUCAUUAUUUUUCCCUGUCUGCACUGGAAUGAAAAAACCGUUACCUCCUUGUCGAUCUUUGUGUGAACAAAACCGUAAGGACUGUGAACCACUUAUGCGGGGUUUUCACUUUGAGUGGCCAGAAAUAAUGAAUUGCGAUCGUUUCCCAGAAGAUUCGUUGUGUAUAGCUGAAAAUAAGACAGAAAAACGGGUUUCUAAGGAACCUUCGUUCGUGUGCCCUGUUCAUAUGAGAGUUCCUCCGAGUUUCGAAUUCCGGAUAAGAAUGAGCAGGAAUCAAAUCAUUCAAGACUGUGGAAUUCCUUGCGGUGAUUUCCUUUUUGGCGAUUCGUCUUCCAGGAAAUUUUCUCGCUUGUGGAUCGGUCUCUGGAGUUUCUUGUGUGCAGCGUCCACGUCAUUUACAGUUCUCACCUUCCUCAUUGAUAUGCCUCGAUUUCAGUACCCCGAGAGACCGAUAAUAUUCUUGUCAGCUUGUUACCUGAUGGUGGCUCUGACAUACGUUGCAGGUUUUAUUUUAAAUGAUGGUGUCGCUUGCUCUGGGCCUUUUCCAGCACCACAAUCUCUCAGUGGUCAAAUUGAAAUGCCGCGACUCGUUACUCAGGGAACAAAGUUUGAAGGAUGCAUCAUUUUAUUCAUGUUGCUUUACUUCUUUUCUAUGGCUAGUUCUAUUUGGUGGGUGGUUUUAACAAUCACUUGGUAUCUAGCUGCUAAAUGUCAUUGGGCACAUGAAGCUAUAUCACGUAAUGCACAGUAUUUACACUUUGCUGCAUGGGCUAUUCCAGCUGCUAAAACAAUUGGAAUAUUAGCUUUGGGAAAGGUUGACGGCGAUCCACUGUCUGGUGUAUGCUUUACCGGAUUAACAGAUCCAGUUAUACUGAGAGCAUUUUUAAUUGCCCCAUUAUGUUUGUAUCUUCUGAUUGGAACUUGUUUCCUGUUUGCUGGUUUUGUAUCAUUAUUUAGAAUUCGUACAAUCAUUAAAACUGGAGGUUCAAAAACUGAUGACUUAGAGAAAUUAAUUAUGCGAAUUGGUGUAUUUAGUUUACUGUACAUUGUACCAGCACUAGUAGUAAUCGCCUGUUAUUUACAUGAAUCUAGAAUGUCUGAAAAAUGGAUGCUUACAUGGUAUACAACUGAAGUAUGUCGUAAAGUGGAUCCUAAUCAACUAGCCGAUUCUAUAUGUCCUGGACAUUUCAAACGACUGGUUGAAGCCGGUAGUUCAUCCCGAUCAGACAAUUCCGAUAUUUCUGUUAGUCAAAAUAUAUUUGCCAAAAUAUCUGCAUUAGAAAAACCCGAAUUCGAGUUAUUUAUGAUUAAAUAUCUUAUGACAUUGAUUGUUGGUAUAACAAGUGGUGUUUGGAUAUGGAGUGGAAAAACACUUGUAUCAUGGAAACGUUUCUUCGCACGAGUUUUCCGUCGUCGUAGUUGUUGUGAUAACAAAAAUAUCGAUCUAACUGCUUCAAGUACGCGUUCCGGUCUUGUCGUAGCUAGACGAGGUGUUCAGUCGAAUGCUCUACCAACUGGUGUAACAUCAAAUCCUGGUUCUGUUCCCUUAUUAACACGUACAAUACAAUCAUCUCACCCAGUACAACCGUAUAUUUUCAGUCAGGAUACAACAACAACUACUAGUGGAUGGGCAUCAAGAGGUGCACCAUCUGGAGUAACUGCACCACCAGAUAUUUCGUCAACUCCCGUGAGUUAUGCUGCCCAACCUAACUGGUUAGCUGCUAGUCCAAAUUCAGUUCAGAUUAAUGCUGGCCUACAAACUGGUAUGAUAAAUACAAAUGCACAGAGUGUUGUGCCUACUAAUUCUGGUCUAGGCUUACUGUAGUUAUGAUGUGUGGUUAAUAUUUAUGAUCAGUGUACCUCUUUUCCAAGAGAAUAUAUAUCUUCCAUCACAAGUCCUACCAAUAUUUACAAUUGUUAUUAUUAUCUUGCCUGUAAAUUUACUUGGUAUCAUAUGACUCACUAAUUUACCCUUAUGAAUAUUACACUCGUAAGGAAUUUUAAUCAUUUGUUCCAUUUAAUUCUUCCAUCUAUACCUCGCUUUACAACAUGUGAAGUUAGUCAUCUAUCAUGAUGUCUAGUUUCUUUAUAACAAGUAGUAGCCUUGUAUGGCUUAUUAUCUUUCUCUGUGCUUUUCUAUAUGGUAACUAGUAUGAUAAAGCAAACUAAUCAUCCGAUUUCAUUUGUUUUCUGUGUAUUGUGAUUAAUGUAAAUUGUAGGAUAUGCAUUUACAUGUUUUGUUUUUCUUUAUACCUGUUUUCUUUACUUUCAGUAUAUAUAUAUAUAUAUAUAAUUUAUUUAUUUAUUUAUUUAUUACAAGAACGCGUUUGCAUCUGCCCUCUUCAUUUUAUGUACAAAUAUACACUUUGUGAAAGACGGUAAAAUAAAAUACCAUUACAGUAUGAAGCUACGGUAGAUAUCUGGUUUUCUCACCCUUAUUUUGUAUUUGCAAAAUUGCAUACAUACUGGAAUUUCUUUAAAUUGUUGUUUUAUAAUUACUUUUAAUCCAACCUAUAUGUAUAGGUUGAUGUAUGUGUUAUUUGAAAGUUUUUGUUUAAUUAACCUAAAGCAAUUAUCGAGUGGAAUUUCCAGAAAUUUGAAUAAUGGAGUCAACCACAGCUCACUUUUUAAUGAUCUCUACUUUUGCUUGAUAAUAUUAUAUUUUGUUGUAGAAUGUAGUUUUUUAUAAAUGCCAUCUUCCGGUUUUUCAAUAAUCCUUUGUUUACUUGGCUUUUAUUUUUUUCAUCUUCCUCACUUGUUUUAUUUUCUUGUUUGCGUCUGAUCACCACUUCUUGUUUAUUGUUUGAUGCUUCCAUCAAACAAAAAAGUGUUUACACUUCACCCCAUUGUUCUUUUCGCAAAUGCUUUCAACACAUAACCCGACUAGCCGUUAAAUAAACAAUUUUUAACGCUCUUUUUUAAAUGCUUAGUUUUUUUUGUCAAUUUUGUUGUAGAAAUAUUGUUCUUAGUUGCGUAUUUUCUAAGGUAGAUUAACCUCGUGUCGCUUAUAACCUAAGACGAAUAUGUUAACAGACUGAGCAUUCAAUUAAAUAUUUCCGGCAUCCGAUUACAUUUAAUAUGGUGGGAUAAUAUGACAUGUUCAUUUAAUAUUUUGCAUUAUUGGCAAUCAUCCAUACCAAACUGAUGAAAUGCUCAGAUAUUUGGUUGCUUGACAAGUCAUACUACUACACACCGGUUACACUUUAUUCGUUAACAUUAUUCACAGCACUGACUUUUUAACUUAAUUUUCCAUUUGAUUUCACGUCAAAAGUCAUACAAAAGCAAAACUAACUGUCAAUUAAUGAACAUAACCUUAUUCGGUCAAAUCAUCAUGCUGGAAAUACGUUUCUUAAAGCCUCUGUUUACGAUGAAUAAAAGGUUAUCAAACAAAAUUUCUGCCUAAUUUAACUAAUGCGUGCCG
Schistosoma haematobium is the source of this 3733-nucleotide messenger RNA. It is a transcript of the gene FZD1, whose product is annotated as Frizzled-1. Gene Ontology annotation, biological process: non-canonical Wnt signaling pathway; canonical Wnt signaling pathway. Gene Ontology annotation, molecular function: Wnt-protein binding; Wnt receptor activity. The transcript has 6 exons. Gene Ontology annotation, cellular component: plasma membrane. NCBI's taxonomy places the organism in Eukaryota, Metazoa, Platyhelminthes, Trematoda, Strigeidida, Schistosomatidae. The record is from RefSeq and is a predicted model, not a curated record. Bases 44 to 2137 code for a protein of 697 amino acids.